Molecule: messenger RNA, 218 nt
Organism: Funneliformis mosseae
Lineage: Eukaryota; Fungi; Glomeromycota; Glomeromycetes; Glomerales; Glomeraceae
Source: the annotation of a GenBank genome assembly
AUGAUACAGCACUCUUCAUAUUACCUAACCUUAAAUUUUUAGCAGCUCGUCUGACAAUUUCCAAGGCCCCUACUUGGUUUCUCAAAUUACAAUCAUUGCUUAUAUCAUCACCUAACACAAGAAUCAUCCCCUCAUAUUAUCAUCAUCCACACACUAAUAAUAUAUACUCAAUCCCUCUGACUCAUAUUAAAAGUACUAUACACUUUGCUGUAAGUUAG